Molecule: messenger RNA, 870 nt
Organism: Beauveria bassiana ARSEF 2860
Lineage: Eukaryota; Fungi; Ascomycota; Sordariomycetes; Hypocreales; Cordycipitaceae
Product: Ras family protein
Exons: 1
Coding region: 1-870 (289 amino acids)
Biological process (GO): signal transduction
Cellular component (GO): plasma membrane
Molecular function (GO): GDP binding; GTPase activity; GTP binding
Source: RefSeq, a predicted model, not a curated record
AUGGCUUCCUACUACCAAACGGGACCGUCAGCGCUGCCGCAGCAACUGCAGUCCACGCCGCCAGCUGUGCCCGUCUCCAUCACCAUCUGCGGCGAUGGUGGCUGCGGCAAGUCGUCCAUUACGCUGCGCCUGGUGCGCUCGCAGUGGACGUCCGAGUACGACCCGACCAUUGAGGACAACUACUCGGUGACGCGCCGCGUCGACGGCACCACCUACACGCUGUCGCUGACGGACACGGCCGGCCAGGAAGAGUACCGCAGCAUGUGGGCGAGCUCCAACCUGGGCGCCGACGCCUUUCUCCUCGUUUACGACAUUACCUCGGCCGACUCGCUUGACGAGCUGCAGUACUUUAACGACUUGAUCGACAUGGAGGCGGAGACGCGGCUAGACAAUGCGGAGCGCGCGCGGCGGGCCGGGCUGCCCGGCGGCGGGGUGGCUGUGGGUGUGGAUGGUAAAAUGUCCAAAAACUCGAGGCCGGCGCCGAGGGUCGUGCCUCCGGUCAAAAUUGUUGCCGGCAACAAGUGCGAUCUUCAGCAGAGCAGGCAGGUGCCGGCCGCGGUCGGCCUCGACUGGGCGCGCAAGCGUGGGUGCGGCUUCAUGGAGACGAGCGCGCGGCUCGAGGUGAAUAUCGAAGAGACGUUUGCGCUGCUGGUCCGGCGCGUCAUGGAGCGCAGGCAGCUCGCCCAGAUGGGCAUCCUCGACAACACGGAGAUGAAUGCGCGGGGCAUGACGAAGCCCCUGACGCCGCUGCCGCACGAGCAUGGCGCGGCGGCGCCGGAGAAGCGCGGCGGUAUGGGAGGGCCGCGCAUCACUGGCGAGCGCUUUGGGCGUGGGAAAGGCGGGUUCUGGAAGAGGUUGCGAUGUUGGUAA